AUGGCGGUGAAGUUGGUCCAGGACAUACCCUGUUGCAUCCUCAUGGUGCCUAUACUGGAUGACAAAUCUCCUGGUAGGGGAGCCCCCUCCCCAUCAGGCUGGACCCGCUCAGCGUCCAGCCGCCGCGGGGGCGGCUUCCGGCGCAGCGGGGGCGGCUUCCGCCACCGUGGAGGAGGCGGCGGUGGCGGCCGCAUUAGCGGCCGCGAUUCGGCCAUCGGGGGGCAGCCCGUGACCUUCCUGGUUGAUACUGGUGCCGAACAUUCAGUCCUAACUCAUGCCGGAGUGCCUCUUAGUCGGCAUUCUGCACUGGUGCAGGGGGCAACUGGAAACAAGAGAUAUUAUUGGACUAUCGAGAGAAAAGUUCAACUGGCUUCAGGGCAAGUAACUCACUCCUUUCUGCACAUACCUGAAUGCCCUCCGCUGUUAGGACGGGACCUACCAACCAAAUUAAAGGCGCAAAUCUAUUUUGAUGAGAAGGGACCGAGGGUCAGGGGUCCUAAAGGAGACCCUAUACAAAUCUUUGCCCUUAAUUUAGAGGAAGAAUACCGUUUGUUUGAGUCAGAACCCCCGGAGAAAUCACCUGAGGAGCUACAGAACUGGUUGAGAGAGUUUCCUCGCGCCUGGGCAGAGACUGGGGGCCUGGGGUUGGCACGCGAUCAGCCACCGCUGAUGAUCUCAUUAAAGGCCUCCUCGACUCCCGUUUCAAUCCGACAAUACCCAAUGUCAUGGGAAGCUCAUGAGGGAAUCCAACCCCAUAUCCGGAGGCUCCUGGACCAAGGGGUACUGAAGCCCUGUCAGUCCCCAUGGAACACCCCUCUUUUGCCUGUUAGGAAACCAGGGACAGGGGACUAUAGGCCAGUCCAGGAUUUGAGAGAGGUCAAUAAGCGAGUGGAGGACAUACACCCCACGGUGCCUAACCCUUACAACCUCCUGAGUACCCUCCCACCGACGCACGUCUGGUACACGGUAUUAGACCUGAAAGAUGCCUUCUUCUGCUUGAGACUGCACCCUAAAAGCCAACUACUGUUUGCUUUUGAAUGGAGAGAUCCAGAGCAGGGACUCUCGGGACAGCUGACCUGGACCCGGCUCCCUCAAGGCUUCAAAAAUAGCCCAACCCUCUUUGAUGAGGCCCUGCAUGCAGAUCUGGCCGGGUUCCGAGUCGAGCAUCCAACCCUGACCUUGCUCCAGUACGUAGAUGACUUACUCCUGGCAGCCAGGAGUCAGGUCGAGUGCCUAGAGGGCACUCGGGCUUUACUGGCCAGGCUUGGACAGAAGGGCUACAGAGCCUCGGCCAAAAAGGCACAAAUUUGCCGAGACAAGGUUACUUACCUGGGCUACACCCUGACUGGGGGGCAGAGAUGGUUGACGGAGGCAAGGAAAGAGACAAUACUCUCCAUUCCCCCUCCUCGUAGCCCCCGCCAAGUACGGGAAUUCCUGGGUACGGCUGGGUACUGCCGCUUAUGGAUCCCCGGGUUCGCCGAAUUGGCCGCCCCCCUAUAUCCCCUCACUAGACCAGGGGUAAUGUUCCAAUGGGGAGAGGAACAGCAGGAGGCAUUCCAACGGAUCAAACAGGCCUUACUUGAGGCCCCGGCUCUGGGUCUGCCAGAUAUUACCAAGCCGUUUGAACUGUUUGUAGAUGAGAACUCGGGUUAUGCUAAAGGGGUACUGGUGCAAAAACUGGGACCUUGGAAGAGACCUGUAGCAUACUUGUCUAAGAAGUUAGACCCCGUGGCCACAGGAUGGCCUCCCUGCCUCCGCAUGGUGGCAGCCAUUGCAGUUCUACUCAAGGAUGCCGGGAAACUGACCCUAGGCCAGCCCCUGACUGUACUGGCCUCCCAUGCCGUGGAGGCCUUGGUCCGACAACCGCCAGAUAGAUGGCUUUCCAACGCCAGGAUGACUUAUUACCAGGCCUUACUCCUAGACUCAGACCGGGUCACGUUCGGACCCAUAGUCUCCCUUAACCCUGCCACCUUGCUGCUGCUGCCUAGCCCAUCUAUAGAGCAUGAUUGCCUCCAGAUUUUGGCCGAGGCACAUGGCACCCGCCCUGACCUGACGGAUCGGCCGCUUAAGAACUCAGACAUCGUCUGGUACACAGAUGGGAGCAGCUUCCUGGAAGGAGGAGGACGCAGGGCUGGGGCAGCUGUCACCACUGAGUCCGAAGUGGUAUGGGCCUCGGCUCUCCCGCCUGGGACUUCGGCCCAGCGAGCGGAACUGAUCGCCCUCACCCAGGCCCUUCGGAUGGCAGAAGGUAAGAAGCUCACCAUGUAUACAGAUAGCAGAUACGCCUUUGCCACUGCACAUGUCCAUGGUGAAAUCUACCGGCGGAGAGGCCUGCUAACAUCCGCAGGUAAGGAGAUCAAGAACAAGAAAGAAAUCCUGGACCUCCUGAAGGCCCUGUUUCUUCCGCUCCAGCUUAGUAUUGUCCACUGCCCAGGGCACCAAAGAGACAACUCCAAAAUAGCCAAGGGAAACCGGCUGGCGGAUUUGACCGCCCGGACAGUGGCAUCCCAGCCAACAGGGAGUAGCCAGUUAAUGGCUAUACAGGACACCCCGGAGCCUCCUCCGCCCGGGAGAGAGCCCAUGCCAUACAGCCCCGAGGACCAUGAGCUAGCAAAGAAAAUGGGGGCGGACUGCGACCCGCAGAGGCAAGCCUAUAUAUUAGGGGAUCGGGUGGUCAUGCCAACCUCCCAUACCCGAUAUAUGCUGAGGUUCCUUCAUGAACUGACCCAUUUGAAAGACCCUGCUGGACAAAAAUACUGGGACUGUGCUAAACCAGGACCGGGUGCCUCAGCAGGGACAGCCCAACAUAAGCUUACAAUCUCAGGGGUGUCAGGACAAGGACUAUGUCUAGGGAGCGUCCCCCGCACCCACCAACACCUGUGUAGCCGCACCCUAUCUAUAAGUGCUGUCUCUGGUUAUGUCACCGGCCCUAAUGGUACCUAUAUGCUCAUCGAGUUAUAUCAUACACCAGAGGAGAUUUACCCACACUUUGAGAUGAGACCCUAUCGGUAUAAGAGAGAGCCGGCGUCUCUCACUCUGGCCCUAUUAUUGGGGGGGGGGCUGACUAUGGGAGGAAUAGCAGCCGGGGUAGGGACAGGCACCACCGCCCUAAUGGAAACCCAACAAUUCAGACAGCUCCAAGCGGCCAUGAAUCAGGACAUUCGGGACCUAGAGGAAUCAGUAAGCGCCUUAGAAAAAUCCCUGACCUCCCUCUCUGAAAUAGUGCUCCAGAACAGAAGGGGACUCGACGUCCUAUUCUUACAGGAGGGAGGGUUAUGUGCCGCCCUUAAAGAGGAAUGGGAUCAUACUGGGGUGGUAAGAGAUAGCAUGGCUAAAUUGAGAAAACGAUUAGAAUAGAGACAAAAAUUCUCUGAAGAGCAACAGGGAUGGUUUGAAGGAUGGUUCAGAAGGUCCCCCUGGCUCACCACCCUUGUUUCCACCCUUCUGGGACCCCUUCUGAUUCUAUUACUCCUCCUGACGUUCGGGCCCUGUAUCCUAAGUAGACUUGUCCAAUUUAUCAGGGAACGCGUCUCUAUUGUUCAGACUUUGGUAUUAACCCAGCAAUACCAAAGGCUCAACCAGAUGGAACUCGAGUCACGUCACCAAUCUUCCCCAUGAAUGGAGGAUUCCAUUCCUGAGAUAAGAAAAUGGGGGAAUGAAAGACCCCCAGCCUCCCCGC
Molecule: messenger RNA, 3679 nt
Organism: Peromyscus eremicus (cactus mouse)
Lineage: Eukaryota; Metazoa; Chordata; Mammalia; Rodentia; Cricetidae
Biological process (GO): proteolysis
Molecular function (GO): aspartic-type endopeptidase activity; RNA-DNA hybrid ribonuclease activity; nucleic acid binding
Source: RefSeq, a predicted model, not a curated record